UUCACCAAUUUUCUUUCCCCACCCUCUCUCUAAAGCAAAGCCUGAUAAAGACUCAAGCUGUUCUCCUGCAGCACAAGAAUUGAUGACGAGAUUGGGUUUUCUCCUGGGAGAAGGGAUACCAACAUCUGCUCAUAUAGAAGAAAAAAACGAAUCCAUGUGUACAGUAGCCAGUCAAGGUGUCAGUCCAUGUUCUACCCUCACAAGCAGCACUACGUCUCCGAGCACUGAUAGCCCCUGCUCAACACUCAAUAGCUGUACUGGCAAAGCAGCAGCCAACAAAGGUAGUCCCUGUGAAACCAUGAGGAGCCCUAGCUCCACCCUGGAGAGCAGCAGUGGAAUAAUAGCAACUGUAACAAGUUCAUCAGAAAAUGAUGAUCGUAGCGGAUCCAGUUUGGAAUGGAGCAAGGAUGGGAGUCUCAGAGCUGGAGCACAUCGAGGAAUUGGUCACGAUCGAAGAACUGACAAUUGUUCACCAGUUGCAGAAGAGGAGGCCAUUGGGUCUGCUGAGAAUUUGCCAAAAGAAGUACCAACGGGAGAGGGUCCUGUUCCUUAUACUCAGAAUUCUGGAUCUUUAAUAAUGCCUCGUCCAAACUCUGUUGCAGCAACAAGUUCUACCAAACUGGAAGAUCUGAGUUAUUUGGAUGGACAAAGAAAUACUCCUUUACGCACUUCCAUUCGCUUACCUUGGCACAACACUGCUGGUGGAAGAGUGCAGCAGGAAAACAAAGCACGUUUUGUCACCUAUAAGCCUCAAGACAUUUUGCUAAAGCCAUUACUGUUUGAAGUGCCAAGCAUAACGACAGACUCAGUGUUUGUUGGAAGAGAAUGGCUGUUUCAGGCAAUUGAAGAAAAACUGAAGAAUACAGAUCUGGCAGAGAGCAAAGGAACAGUUAUUACUGGGAAUGUGGGAUUUGGGAAGACUGCUAUUAUUUCUCGCCUGGUGGCACUUAGCUGCCAUGGAAGUCGCAUGAGGCAAAUAGCUUCGAACAGUCCUGAUUCGUCCCCCCAGAGCAGCGAUUCCUGUCAGGAGAUUCCCUUAAGUCAGUUACCUCUGUCUACUCCUCCUCCAAGUGGUACCUAUACAGUGAGGACCAUGAAUUGUCCUGGUAUUCCUGACAACCAAAGUCAAGCAGGUGACUCUGUCAAACGCCUUGCCUCAAAGGUUGUUGCUUAUCAUUAUUGUCAAGCUGACAACACGUACACUUGUCUUGUCCCAGAAUUUGUGCACAGCAUUGCAGCUUUGCUUUGUCGUUCGAGUCAAUUAACAGCAUACAAAGAUCUUCUAAUAAAAGAGCCUCACUUACAAAGCAUGCUUAGCUUGAGAUCUUGUGUCCAAGAUCCAGCAGCAGCUUUUAAAAGGGGAGUGUUGGAACCACUUUCAAACCUCAGGAAAGAGCAGAAAAUUCCUGAGGAAGAGUACCUAAUUUUGAUUGAUGGUCUAAAUGAUGCUGAAUUUCAUAAACCUGAUUAUGGCGACACAAUUUCAUCAUUUAUUGCAAAGAUAAUUUGUAAGUUUCCUCCCUGGUUGAAGCUCAUUGUGACUCUGAGAACUAAUUUUCAGGAGGUAGCAAGUUCGCUGCCCUUUAUCGCAAUAUCCCUGGACAAUUUUCCAGACAACAAAGAAAUUCACGAUGACUUGAGUGCUUACAUUCAGUACAGAAUUAAUAACAGUCAGGAGAUUAUAAACAACAUAUCUUUAAAUGGAAAAGCUGAUGCGGCUAUAAUUGGGAAAGUGAGUAACCAUCUGAUCAUGAGAAGCCUGGGAUCUUAUCUCUAUUUGAAACUGACUCUGGAUCUUUUCCAGAAAGGUCAUUUAGUAAUCAAAAGUGCAAGCUACAAGGUAGUUCCAGUGUCUCUAUCAGAACUGUACUUACUUCAGUGCAACAUGAAGUUUAUGACAAACUCUGCGUUUGAGCGAGCCUUGCCAAUAUUAAACGUGGCUCUGGCAUCCUUACAUCCCAUGACAGAUGAACAGAUUUUCCAAGCUAUUAAUGCAGGUCAAAUAAACGGAGAACAGCAAUGGGAGGACUUCAGCCAGAGGAUGGAAGCUCUUUCGUGUUUUCUGAUAAAAAGGCGUGACAAAACACGUAUGUUCUGCCACCCUUCCUUCAGAGAAUGGCUUGUUUGGAGAGCGGACGGUGAAAAUACUGACUUCUUAUGUGAGCCAAGGAAUGGACAUGCUUUAUUGGCUUUCAUGUUUUCUCGACAAGAGGGAAAACUAAACCGCCAACAAACUGUGGAACUUGGUCAUCAUAUACUUAAAGCUCACAUUUUUAAGGGUCUCAGUAAAAGGACUGGAAUUUCUUCCAGUCAUCUUCAAGCCUUGUGGAUUGGUUACAGUGCUGAUGGACUGUCUGCAGCCCUCGCUUCUCUGAGAAACAUCUAUACACCCAAUGUGAAGGUGAGUCGGCUGCUGAUCUUGGCAGGUGCAAAUGUGAAUUAUAAGACUGAAGUACUAAACAAUGCUCCAGUACUGUGUGUUCAGUCACACCUUGGACAUGAAGAAGUGGUCACUCUUCUCCUUGAAUUCGGUGCUGCUAUUGAUGGAACAUCAGAAAAUGGGAUGACCCCACUUUGUUAUGCAGCAGCUGCAGGUCACAUGAACAUAGUUUCACUGCUGUGCAAAAGGGGUGCUAAGGCUGACUAUCUAGACAAAAAAGGGCAGUGUGCUUUGGUCCACAGUGCAUUGAGAGGGCAUUGUGAUAUCCUUGAAUAUCUUCUGAAUGUUGUUUGGACAGCUUCUUCUCAGGAACAAAAUUCACUAAGAAAAAGCCAAGCACUGCAGCAGGCACUGACAGCAGCUUCCAGUAUGGGACACUGUCAGGUGGUUUGUUACAUCUUGGCAAUUGAGAAGGAGCAUGAAGUUGACAUCAAUGACACUGAUGCCUUGUGGGGAGAAACAGCCUUGACAGCUGCUGCAGGAAGAGGAAAACUGGAAGUCUGCGAGUUACUUCUUGAACGAGGAGCAGCUGUGAGCAGAGCUAACAGGAGGGGCGUUCCGCCGCUCUUCUGCGCAGUACGGCAGGGGCACUGGCAGAUUGCUAAACUUCUUCUGAAGCAUGGGUCUGAUGUGAAUUUAAGCGACAAGCAAGGCAGAACUCCACUCAUGGUGGCUUCUUGUGAAGGACAUUUGAGCACUGUGGAAUUUCUCCUUUCUGCAGGUGCAACUAUUUCAUCUCUGGACAAAGAAGGGCUGACAGCUUUGGGCUGGGCAUGUCUAAAAGGCCACAGAGAAGUGGUUCAGUAUUUAGUUGAGAAAGGCGCAACAGUUGAUCAGACAGACAAGAAUGGACGAACACCUCUAGACCUGGCAGCUUUUUAUGGAGAUGCUGAUAUUGUGCAGUAUUUGGUAGAUAAAGGAGCAAUGAUUGAGCAUGUUGACCACAGCGGCAUGCGGCCACUGGACAGAGCCAUUGGGUGUCGUAAUACAUCAGUGGUGAUGAUGCUCCUGAGGAAAGGAGCUAAGCUAGGAAAUGCAGCAUGGGCAAUGGCCACCUCAAAACCAGAUAUUCUCCUUAUUCUACUACAGAAACUGAUGGAAGAAGGAAACAUACUGUACAGAAAAGGCAAGAUGAAAGAAGCAGCACAGCGCUAUCAGUAUGCCUUGAGGAAGUUUCCGAGGGAAGGAUUUGGAGAAGAAAUGAAAGCAUUCAAUGAGAUGAGAGUUUCACUGUACUUAAAUUUAUCACGGUGUCGCCGAAAAACAAAUGAUUUUGGUAUGGCUGAAGAGUUUGCUACCAAAGCCUUGGAUUUGAAACCUAAGUCUUACGAAGCCUAUUAUGCUCGAGCAAGAGCAAAAAGGAACAGCAGAAAGCUACUUGCUGCUCUUGCUGACUUACAUGAAGCCACAAAGCUGUGUCCUAGCAAUCAGGAAAUAAAACGUCUUCUGGCUCGAGUAGAAGAGGAAUGUAAGCAGUUCCAGAGAACACAGCAACAGAAGCAUCAGUGCCCACAGUCAGGACAGCAAAUUAACAACUCUGAUAAUGAGGAGGAGGAUGUUAUUCAAGGUGUGAAUGAGAACUUCCAUCUUCAAGAAAAAGAGGAAGAACUACCACACCCUGAUGAAUCUGUUUCCUCUCCACAAAGGCUGCAACGUUCCUUAGCUGCUUCAUCAUACACUAGAAACCAUCAAGACAGUGUUCAGCAGAAAGUGAGACCUGUGUCCCCUCAAGGCAGAACAGGCAAUAAAUAUCUGAGAGAGCCAGGCUUGAUCAUGCAGCCAACAAAGCAAGCACAGAUUGUAAAAACUAAUCAGCACCUGAGCUCCAUCCAGCCUGGAUCAAAACUGGGAAGUAAUCAAUGUAAUACAAAGACACAAUCACCUUUUCAGCAUCUUUCUCAAAGUCCUGUGCCAGUUCGACACUCUAAAAUUCAGCAUUUGGAUGGGACAAGCACAUUAUCAGCUGGAAGUGCUUCCACAGGUGCUAGUUCUGAGCUGUACAACGAGAAGUUCACAUCCAGCCAGUGUUCCCAUUCACAGCACUCUUUUGCAAAGAAAUCUAAAACCACUGACUCAUCACCAGCCCCAUUUCAAAUGAAUUUCAGUGAAGCAAGACAGCAAACUCCUGUACCCAGCACUGUCUCUUCUAGUUCUCCAUCUAGCAGUAUGAUUCUUGCCAGCUCAACCAGCAGCUUAACUUCAGUGAGUAGUUUUGCAGACAGCAUUAAGGGGCUAGGGCCAGACGUUCGAAUCAAGGAGAACAAAGUUAAUCAAGUUCAUGGUACCGCUGCUGAACACAGGCCUCGCAAUACGCCAUUUAUGGGAAUCAUGGAUAAGACUGCCAGGUUUCAGCAGCAGAAUCAGUCCGGUCGCUCUUGGCAUUCUCAGGCCUCAGAUGGAUUAUCAACAAAUGUUUCUUCUGGGAGUGUUCAGUCUUCUAAUUUUGAGCAGUUUUCAGUCAAACACUCUCAAACUAAAACUUCCUCUACUGUUAUUGUCCCAGGAGAGAGCAACCAGAAUGGUAUGCAAGCUAAAGUACAUGAGGAGCUUAAGUGUCAAACAGCUGCCUACUGUCAAGAUAAUAGAGCACCAAAACAAGUUCUGCAUUUAUACCAAGAUGUGCCAUCAAAGCAACACUCUCACAUCAGUAAGGAAGGUCAUUUAAGCCAUGUCACCUCUACAAAACCCAAACGAUCAUUUAUCGAAUCAAAUGUGUAAAUAUUAUUUUGUAUAUUACAUAGUUGUAAAACUUUGCUUAUAACAUCAUGGGGUGAUCCCACAAUAGUGGGAUAGCAGCUGGCUGCUGGUGAGUGCUCAGCCCAUGUGACCAGUGCUUUGUGGGGUACGACCACUUUAAGCUGUUCAUACUGACACAGUAACUGGAAUGGCCAAUUUGGGUAGGAAGAGUCAAUUAGGAUCAAUCAAUCAAUCUGACAAACUAGGACCUCACAUAGCAAAAUUCUUGCCAUGACAUUUUACCCCCCAAAAGAAAAUAUAUAUACGUAUAUAUAAAUAUAUAUAUAUAUAUAUAUAUUUAGCUUCUCCAUAGGGCUUUAAUCUUUGCUUUUGGUUGUACUGCAUCUCAUCACUUACACAAUAAUUGUGCCUCUAUUAUGCUUAAGUGCUUACUUCAAAGAACAGUGUUACAAAAAUAGAUGCUGCGUAUUCUUCAGAUCUGUAUAUUUUUUUUUUUAAAUCAAAGAUAAUAUUUUAUCACUUUUCUAGUGGGCUCUACUUUGAGGUGCAUGAUGUACAUUUAGGAAGCAAAAUUUGUGUAUGAGUAAACUCAAAGCAGUCAUGUUUUGAGAUGUAAAUAUAACUAUUUUUAGUAACAAUAAACAGUAACAUCUGCAUGUGUAUUGAAAGGCUUUGACCAUAUUGGUUAUUGCACUGAGUAACACAAUAUUACAGCAUGUUAAUGAUAAUCGCACUUUAUAUAGUUUACCUGAUCACCUUUGGGUGCUAUUUUAAAGCAAAAUUAUAUAUUGGCUGUUUAUUCAUUAAAAAAGGUACAGCAUUUUGAUAGGAAACCCAAGAAAUGAAAUGCAGAUGAAAGUUGGAAGAGAAGCGUGUGUGCAGCUAUGUUGUAGGAUGAAGUUGUGGAGAUUUUUCAGAGGAAAUAAGGUUUUAUAGAGGCAAGAAUAUUUGGAAACUAAAGAGAUGCAGUGAGACUUCUGCCUGCCAUUGGGUGGGAGUGGUCAACCUGAGGUUGUCACUUUUCAGGUCUUGUGUGUGUACAGUGGUGUAUUACCUUGUAAACAGCUGAAUGCGCUUUUAUAAAUUCUUUCCUGAGUUCACAUUAUUAUGCUUUAGCUUAUUUAUUGCAUACUAUUUCUUUGGUAUUUUGUACAAGUUUAUUAUUCUUGUGCUGUAGUUCUAUUUUUGCACAGCUACUGUAUUUUUUCCAUACAAAAUUAAAGUUAUGAUGACA
Meleagris gallopavo (turkey) is the source of this 6371-nucleotide messenger RNA. It is a transcript of the gene TANC1, whose product is annotated as tetratricopeptide repeat, ankyrin repeat and coiled-coil containing 1. The record is from RefSeq and is a predicted model, not a curated record. Gene Ontology annotation, molecular function: protein binding. Gene Ontology annotation, biological process: regulation of postsynapse organization. Gene Ontology annotation, cellular component: glutamatergic synapse. NCBI's taxonomy places the organism in Eukaryota, Metazoa, Chordata, Aves, Galliformes, Phasianidae.